Molecule: messenger RNA, 2663 nt
Organism: Peromyscus californicus insignis
Lineage: Eukaryota; Metazoa; Chordata; Mammalia; Rodentia; Cricetidae
Gene: Fchsd1
Product: FCH and double SH3 domains 1
Exons: 20
Coding region: 93-2165 (690 amino acids)
Biological process (GO): regulation of actin filament polymerization; neuromuscular synaptic transmission
Cellular component (GO): neuromuscular junction; recycling endosome
Molecular function (GO): protein binding
Source: RefSeq, a predicted model, not a curated record
GGAGCGGGCCAACUCUGGGGCGGGGCCUUAUUGUGGGCGGGGCCUCCUCGAGUUCCGGAGUGGACUGUCUGGCAGCCUUUGCUGGAUCCGAGAUGCAGCCGCCGCCCCGAAAAGUGAAGCCAGCCCAGGAGGUGAAACUUCGCUUCUUGGAGCAGCUGAGCAUCCUUCAGAGCCGGCAACAGAGGGAGGCGGAUCUGCUGGAGGAUAUCAGAUCCUACAGCAAGCAGAGGGCAGCCAUUGAACGGGAGUAUGGCCAGGCACUCCAGAAGCUGGCUGGGCCAUUCCUGAAGAGGGAAGGGCAGCGGAGUGGGGAGGUGGACAGCAGGGGCAGGACAGUGUUUGGUGCCUGGCGCUGCCUACUGGAUGCCACUGUGGCUGGAGGCCAAACCCGGCUCCAGGCAUCUGACAGAUACCGUGACCUGGCGGGGGGCACUGGGAGGAGUGCCAAGGAGCAGGUGCUUAGGAAGGGGACAGAGAGUCUCCAGCGGGCACAGGCUGAGGUGCUACAGUCUGUCCGGGAACUGAGCCGAAGUCGGAAGCUUUAUGGGCAGCGAGAACGUGUGUGGGCCUUGGCCCAGGAGAAGGCAGCUGAUGUCCAGGCCAGACUGAACCGAAGUGACCAUGGGAUCUUCCACUCUCGGACCAGCCUCCAGAAACUAAGUACCAAGCUGUCUGCCCAGUCAGCCCAGUAUUCCCAGCAGUUGAGAGCAGCGCGCAAUGAGUACCUGCUAAACUUGGUGGCCACCAAUGCUCACCUUGCCCACUACUACCAAGAGGAACUGCCAGCCCUGCUCAAGGUCCUGGUAAGUGAGCUGUCAGAAUACUUGAGGGACCCUCUCACGUUAUUAAGCCACACGGAGUUGGAAGCUGCAGAGAUGGUCCUGGAACAUGCCCACCAUGGGGGGCAGGCAACUUCUCAGGUAAACUGGGAACAAGAUGUGAAGUUGUUUCUUCAGGAGCCUGGGGUCUUUUCCCCUACCCCACCUCAGCAGUUCCAGCCAGCCGGGACUGAUCAGGUGUAUGCCCUGGAGCGGGGAGCAGGAGGCAUGGCUGGAGAGAGUGGCCUGGAGAAAGAGGUUCAGCGCUGGACAAGCAGGGCUGCCCGGGACUUCAAGAUCCAGCAUCAUGGGCAUCGGGUCCUGCAGCGACUGGAGCAGAAGCGUCAGCAGGCGCCAGAGCGAGAGGCCCCAGGCCUAGACCAGCGCCUCCAGGAAGUGAGGGAGAACAUCCGACGGGCACAGGUGAGCCAGGUGAAAGGGGCUGCCCGGCUGGCCCUGCUACAGGAGGCUGGCCUGGAUGUGCAGCGCUGGCUGAAGCCAGCCAUGACCCAAGCCCAGGAUGAGGUGGAGCAGGAGAGACGGCUUAGUGAGGCUCGGCUGUCCCAGAGGGACCUCUCUCCUACGGCUGAGGAUGCUGAGCUUUCUGACUUCGAUGAAUGUGAGGAGGCUGGGGAGCUCUUUGAAGAGCCUGCCCCGCCAGCCCUGGCUGCCAGACCCCUCCCCUGCCCUGCACAUGUGGUGUUUGGCUACCAGGCAGGACGUGAGGACGAGCUGACUAUCACAGAGGGUGAGUGGCUGGAGGUCAUAGAGGAAGGAGAUGCCGAUGAGUGGGUGAAGGCUCGGAAUCAGCAUGGCGAGGCGGGCUUUGUCCCCGAGCGAUAUCUCAACUUCCCGGAUCUCUCCCUUCCUGAGAGCAGCCGUGGCAGCAGCAAUCCCUCGGGAGCAGAGCCCACAGCAUUCCUGGCCCGGGCCCUGUACAGCUACACUGGACAGAGUGAAGAGGAGCUAAGCUUCCCGGAAGGGGCACUCAUCCGCCUGCUGCCCAGGGCUCAAGAUGGCGUGGAUGAUGGCUUCUGGAGGGGAGAAUUUGGGGGCCACGUUGGAGUCUUUCCAUCCCUACUGGUAGAGGAACUGCUUGGCCCCCCAGGGCCCCCUGAACUCUCUGACCCUGAGCAGACGCUGCCAUCCCCUUCUCCUCCCAGUUUUUCCCCUCCUGCACCCACCUGUGCCUUGGAAGGAUCCGCUGCACCUGCUCUGCCUGUGGACAAAGUCCUAGACUGCCCAGGACCCCUGGACAUGAUGGUGCCUCGACUCAGGCCGAUGCGUCCACCACCUCCUCCACCAGCCAAAGCCCCGGAUCCUGGCCAUCCAGAUCCCCUCACCUGAAGGCCAGGGGGUCACUGUCCCCCACCGAUGCUGCUGCCCCUAUCUCCGUGCUGACAGAAACCACCCCCUCAAUGAUCUGGAGCGACACAGGCAAAAGCUGCAAUCUUCUCCCAUGUCCACUCUCAACCUCCAGGGGUAGAAACUUACCCUGCUCCCAUUUCUGGGAUUUGAACCCACUCCUUUCCUCCACUGUUCCCCCGUCAUCUCUGGGCCGGAACUACCCCUUUGACUUUUUGCCAUCACCCCAUAUCUAGGGUGGUAAAACAUCCCCAAAUCUCUGGGGCUGGAACUCAUUCCUUAAAGCCUUGUAUGGCUCUGGCUCAUCUCUGUCUUCACCCUGCCUCUGUGGCCAAGCCCACCCUGAAUGCCAGGGUCACUAGGCCUGGAGCCGGGAGAGGAGCAGAUCUUAGAAGUCAGAAGGAGCUGAAGCCAGGAUGCAAAGCAACUGUAAUGGUCUGAGCGGAUUUAUUGACAGUGAAUAAAGGGCAUGAAGUCCAA